Entelurus aequoreus (snake pipefish) is the source of this 4805-nucleotide messenger RNA. Its product is annotated as zinc finger protein 608-like. Gene Ontology annotation, biological process: regulation of transcription by RNA polymerase II. Lineage: Eukaryota; Metazoa; Chordata; Actinopteri; Syngnathiformes; Syngnathidae. Gene Ontology annotation, cellular component: nucleus. The record is from RefSeq and is a predicted model, not a curated record. The coding region runs from base 660 to 4547 and encodes 1295 amino acids. The transcript is spliced from 12 exons.
UCCCAGCUUCUCCACGCAGCCUCCUUCUUCUUGCGCAGCUGUCGGAGUUUGGGUGUGAACCAGGGCUUGUCAUUGUUAUAACAAGCCCUGGUGCGCGUUGGAAUGAUGCGCGCCUCAUUGAACUGUAUGUACGAGGUCACAGUGUCCGUAUACUCGUCCAGAUUGUCCGUGGCCGCUCCAAUUGCCUCCCAGUCUGUCGUCUCCCAACAUGCACGCAGCUCGUCCACAGCCUCGGCGGUGAAACACUUAAUGGUCCUCAUACCAGGAUUAGCCAGUUUCAGUCUCUGUCUGUAUGAAGGGAUUAAGUGCACCAUCACGUGAUCUGAUAGUCCAAGAGCAGCGCGCGGGACUGCAUGAAAAGCAGCAAGAGAUCACAUUUGAUUGCAGCAGCUGUCAAAGAUGAAGUAUCCUUCCAGCGACGGGCUGUCAAAGCCGAAGUGACAUCCAUCGCUGUCAAUCACGGCAGCCAGGCUGUGACCUUUAAACCCCGCCCCCACACAUGGUGACGUCACAGCCCAGACGUGGCACUACAGCGGCCCCGUGUGGCAAAGUGUCACACUGCUGGACACGAAGCUCCGCCUCCUCCAGCUGACGCUGUCAGGCUGCGAGGUGAGGAUGAGGAUGAGGAUGAGGAUGAGGAUGAGGAUGAGGAUGAGGAGAUGAUUUCAUCCUCCAACAACAACAACAACAACAACAACAGCGGUGUCAAGGAGGACCGGAAGGAGAAUGAUGUGGUCCGCGGCUGGAGGAGGAAGGAGAAGCACGGAGACAGCUGCUCUCCUCCCUCCUCUUCCUCCUCCCUCCUCUUCCUCGCGUCUUCCGCCCUGCAGGCCCAGCGUCCUCCCGACAACACCACCCCGCACCUCCGACACACUUCCGACAACACCACCCUGCACCUCCGCCACCAGCUCUGCGGGAAAAGCGCGCUGGAUUGCGGCGUGAGGAGCAGCGGAGGAGGGGCGGAAGGGGGGGGAGGGGGAGGGGGAGAAGGGGUGGUGGUGGUGGUGAGGAGGCCGCAUGACGACUCCAAAGAUAAGGUGGAGCCCAUGUUCACUCCCAAGGCGGCCCCUGCUCCGGGCCCCCCGCCGCCCCCGGCCGCCGCCUCCCUCCGCCCUCCGACGCCACCCUCCUGUCACAGAGCCAAGCCAAGGACCAGGUCCGUGGGCACCAACACGCAGGACGCCGGCGCCACCUCCGGGCCGGACAGGGACUCGGACUCGGCGGGCCCCUGUCAGCCUGGGACCAGCGUCAACCUGGAGGGCAUCGUGUGGCACGAGACGGAAGAAGGUGUGUUGGUGGUCAACGUGACGUGGAGGAAGAGGACCUACGUGGGAACGCUGCUGGACUGCACCAAACAUGACUGGGCUCCUCCCAGGUUUUGUGAGUCUCCAUCCAGCGAUCCAGAGAUGCCAGGUGGCCGUGGCCGUGGGAAAAGGAUGCGGCUUGCAAUGGCGGAGCGUCCCUGCGUCGAGGUCGCCCCUGCGGUAAAAGUCCGGGGUCUUCUGCAGCACCGUAGCCGGGGUGGCGGCAUGGCAGCCUCACCCGUCCACAGCAAGGGUCAUCGAGGCAGCUUGAAGCUCAUCAACAACUGUCGGACUUCUCCGUCUUUCUUUACCAUGGAGGACGGUAACGCUGCUAACGGCGCCGCCGCUCUGCCAUCUGGAAAGAGAAAGAUCAAGUUGCCGGCUGAUCUGGACCUCAGUUUGGUUUCCUCUGACAACAUUACGAAUGGGAAUGGGAAGAGGAUUCGAGCCAAGUCCCGCAGCGCCCCCUCCACACCUCAAGGCAAGUCCGACCCCUCGUUCAUGGACCCGGGGAGAGGUUGCACCUCCUCGCCGCCCCCGCCACCCAUUCUCAUCGACUGCCCCCACCCCAACUGCACCAAACGCUACAAGCACAUCAACGGGCUGCGCUACCACCAGACGCACGCUCACCUGGAAGCAGAAGAGCCGAGGAAGCCGGAUCGGGACCACGUGAAGGACGGUGAGAGUGAGGAAAGAUUGUCAGACUGUGAGGAAUCCGUCAGUCACAUGACCUACGACCCCUCGGAGGCAAACAACAGCCUGACUAAAAAAGCGGCGCCCUUAUACAAGGUGACCACUGUGGGUUCACCCAAGAAUAGACGGCUGCUCCUCAGUACAGACCACAGUUCUCCUUUUAUCUCCAAAACCAGGAGAAGCUCACUGCUAAAGGACGGGCUGAUUGACGACCUCAGCAACCUGCCCAUCAUCUCCAACAUGACAGUCGUACUGGAGAACUGCAUGGUUGCAGACAGGAGCUCUGCAAUAGAGAUGCCCAAGCUGGAAGCUGAAGGUCUGAUUGACAAGAAGGUUCUUUGUGACAGGAGCAAAAAAGCCAAUGGGAAGGUGGACAAGUUGUCCAAGUCUCGCACCAACCGGCCAAUCGCCCCAGCACCCGCCCCUCCCAAGCUAAUCGCUAUACCCAAUGCGUCGUAUCCUGGGGUCCCUGCAGAUGCUUCUACCUCCCAGCAGCCUUCAACCAUUGCAGAAGUGGUUCUGAGCAGUAAGAAUGUGUCUCUGAAGGCCAUCAAACCAAAGCUCAGCAUCGUCGUGGAGCCCAGCCUGGUCAAAGACAGGCUGCUUGGCUGCAAAGAAACCAGGAAGAAGGAGAAGAGGAGGCUGAAGGACAAACACAGCAGGGAUGCACCCACGAGAUUGCCUCAUGGCGAUGACAGCGGGGUCAAAAUAGAAGACGGCACCGCCAAAAUAAGUGCAAAGGAGAUCUGUGGGAGCCUCCUGAAAGAGCACCUGAGCAAGCAGGAAGUGAUGAACGGCUUCAGCGAGAGUCAGGAGAGCAGGAUGGCAAGCAUCCGUGCUGAGGCCGACAAGGUGUACACCUUCACGGACAACGCUCCCAGUCCGUCCAUCGGCUGUUUAUCGCGGCUGGAUGCCGGCGGAAGUUGUCUGCCGAUGUCCGACAGCAAGACCAACAGCCCCGCCUACUCUGACAUCUCUGAUGCCGGUGAGGAUGGCGUGUCCUCUGAAAGUCGCUUGGAUGCAAUCAGAUCCAAGUCUGUUUCUUCUGCUGAGCUCAACGCUAACAGUAACCAUAGCAACGCCAGAAGGACACCCCCUGCAGGACCGGGCCCCUCCUUGAAAGAGCCCCAGUCCCCAUACUACCACAGCUUUGAGCCUUACUUCCUGCCGGGUUACGUCCAGACCGACAGGCAUAACACUGUUGGCGCCUUUCACAAAGGUUCCUCUCCCGAUGCUAAAAGUAAAGAGGAUGGAAAAGAGGAGGACAAUGGCUCCCCCCGUGACUUUGCUGACUGUAAAACAGGUGAAGAGUCAGCUCCGUCUCAGCUCCAGCUGGCCAUGAGUCAGACGCAGACCGCCUUGGCCCAAUCUCUGUACUAUGGACAGUACUCGCGAGGACUUUACAUGGACCAGAAACUCUUACUGGCCUCUAAAUGCUGUGAGCAGAAGAGGGGACAUGGGGGACGAGAGGGCGAGGAUGUCAAACAUCUGGGUGGGACCUCGUCCAGUGGAGGAAAAGGUCCAGAAGGGGCAAAAGGGUGCUGUCCAAAAGCCAUCCUGUCUUAUUUGGAGGUGAAUGAGCGGGGAGAUAGGGGUCUGGGCGUGAAGGUGGUCUCAACCAAAGACUGUGAUGACAUCCAUUCAGCGUCCACCUUGUCCCAACAUAACCCCAACAGUCACAGUGAGCUGGACUCAAACCUUUCCUACUCCAGUCCCCCAGACGGCCCGACGUGGGCUCAGCCCAUGGUUCACAGCAAAUAUUCGGAGCUGCAGAUUCCACUUGGAGAGGCAGCCAAUGAAGGGGACGCAGAAAGGUCCAAAGAAAGAGGGACCACAGUGGAAACUGCUGGGCCCAAGUCUCCCAUGGCGAGAGGAGGCGGCGGCGGCCAUGAUGCUAAAAAACCCAUAGUCCGUGGAUCGCAGGAUGUGACACUCAUCGACUCAGAGGACUCGGAUGGCCUAGACGGGCUGCAGGAGCCGAUGGGGGCCCUGUUGGGGGAGUCCCAGAGUGCCCGGGUGGCGAUCUCGCCUCCCAUGACCCCCCAGCAGCCCUACAUGCAGUACCAGCACUCCUCGUACCCACCCUACUUGGCCAUGUGUGAGAGCGACGAGGGCUCCUACCGAGGGGUGUCUCCCACCCUGGUCCACAAUUACACUGGUUUCUCCUACCCUCUGUACGGUAAGACGGCGGGCAGAGAGGAGUCAGAGGUGACUCUGCCUUGCAGAGGAGGCGUGGUUAGUGGCAAACAGGGCAUGGACUCAUCCUCGUCUUCCACCAUGGAGAUGCUGAAGCAAUGCCACCAGUUCCACGGGAAGUCGCCCGCUGCCGGUGAAAAAUGUUCCUCUGAGGUGGAACAUGAGAUGGACCGCGACAGGAGUCGCGUGUCGUUGGGUCGCCACCUGCACACACACCAUCACACACACCUUGGCGUCAGCUACAACCUGGUGUCUGGACAGUACAACAUUUACCCAGGUCUGAGCUCCAGGUCGCUGGUGUCGGGUCAGCAGGCGUCAGGACGCUCCUCAGCUGACAGCGACGUGAAGAAGUAGGACCAUGACCUGACCACGUGCAGGUUCUAUGGUGUGAAAGAAGUAGGACCAUGACCUGACCACGGGCAGGUUCCAUGCUGUGAAAGAAGUAGGACCAUGACCUGACCAUGUGCAGGUUUCAUGGUGUGAAAGAAGUAGGACCAUGACCUGACCACGGGCAGGUUCCAUGGUGUGAAAGAAGUAGGACCAUGACCUGACCACGUGCAGGUUCCAUGGUGUGAAAGAAGUAGGACCAUGACCUGACCACGUGCAGGUUCU